Molecule: messenger RNA, 225 nt
Organism: Gongylonema pulchrum
Lineage: Eukaryota; Metazoa; Nematoda; Chromadorea; Rhabditida; Gongylonematidae
Source: the annotation of a GenBank genome assembly
AUUGAAUUACGUGAUUUAUCAGUAACGAGCCAGAAAGUUUGGGAAUAUUUUCUUGAUGAGAAAAAGAGCAAUUGGCGCGUGGUGCGUCUGAGGCCUGCUGAUGACACAUCUCUGACUGGACAGUUUAUGGUUGUUUCAGAACACGACAAGAUUGUUUCAACUGUACCACCCUUUUUAGAACGAUUGGAUGUUGCUGUAGCGUUCAGAAAGCCGUAUUUUUUCUAG